ACCGAGCCUCUCCUCCCAAUUCCUCCGCUUCUCAAUCUCACAGCCUUUGCAGCCGAGUUGAAUCCUCCGCUUCUCUAUAAAUCUCCCUUCCCAUUCCUCUUCCCUUCUCUUGUCAAGCGCAAGCAUCCCUCUUCCUCUCUCGCAGCCUUGUUGGUUGGUUGGUUCUCGCCUCUGAUCCGAAGGCAGAAGCCAUGGCGCUGACGCUGCGUUCCACCACGUCGUUCCUGUCGCCCGUCGACCCCACCUCCAAGCUGCUCCACAAGCCCGGCGUCGACGACGCGCUGCCGUGCUGCGCCGCCGUGCCCGCCGCGCCCCACGCCGCCGCGCCGGGCCGCAGGCUGCGCCUCGUCAGGGCGGCCGCGCCCGCGCCGGCGGCGGGCCGCGCGCCGGCCGAGGCCGCCGAGCUGCUGCACGCCGGCGGCGCGGUCCACGAGCACGGGCGCGCGCGCGGCGGGGUCCCCGUCUACGUGAUGCUGCCGCUGGACACGGUGGGGCCCGGCGGCCAGCUGUCGCGGCAGCGCGCGGUGGCGGCGAGUCUCAUGGCGCUGCGGGGCGCCGGGGUGGAGGGCGUCAUGGUGGACGUCUGGUGGGGCGUCGUGGAGCGGGAGGGCCCCGGGCGCUACGACUGGGAGGCCUACGCCGAGCUGGUGCGCAUGGUGGAGCGCGCCGGGCUGCGCCUCCAGGCCGUCAUGUCCUUCCACCAGUGCGGCGGCAACGUCGGCGACACCUGCAACAUCCCGUUGCCACCAUGGGUGCUGGAGGAGAUGAGCAGCAACCCGGACAUCGUGUACACGGACAGGUCCGGCCGGCGCAACCCUGAGUACAUCUCCCUCGGCUGCGACACUCUGCCCGUGCUCAAGGGCCGGACCCCCAUCCAGGUCUACACCGAUUACAUGCGCAGCUUCCGUGAGAGGUUCCGCGACUACCUCGGCAACGUCAUCGCGGAGAUCCAAGUGGGCAUGGGACCCUGUGGAGAGCUGAGGUAUCCUUCCUACCCAGAGGCCAACGGAACCUGGCGUUUCCCUGGCAUCGGCGAGUUCCAAUGCUAUGAUAAGUACAUGCGGGCAUCGCUGGAAGCCGCGGCGGUGGCAGCGGGGCACGAGGAGUGGGGUAGGGGCGGGCCGCACGACGCCGGCGAGUACAAGCAGAUGCCCGAGGAGACGGGCUUCUUCCGGCACGACGGCACGUGGAGCACCGAGUACGGCCAGUUCUUCCUGGAGUGGUACUCCGGCAUGCUCCUGGAGCACGGCGACCGCGUCCUGGCCGCGGCCGAGGCCGUGUUCGGCGGCACGGGCGCCACGCUCUCGGCCAAGGUCGCCGGCAUCCACUGGCACUACGGGACCCGGUCCCACGCGGCGGAGCUCACAGCCGGGUACUACAACACGCGGCACCGCGACGGGUACGCGCCCAUCGCGCGCAUGCUGGCCAAGCGCGGCGCCGUGCUCAACUUCACGUGCAUGGAGAUGAAGGACGAGCAGCAGCCGCAGCACGCCAGCUGCUCGCCCGAGCAGCUGGUGCGGCAGGUCAAGGCCGCCGCGAGCGCCGCCGGGGUGGAGCUCGCGGGCGAGAACGCGCUGGAGCGGUACGACGAGGCGGCGUUCUCGCAGGUGGUGUCCACGGCGAGGGGCGCCGGGCUGGCGGCGUUCACGUACCUGCGCAUGAACAAGACGCUCUUCGACGGCGACAACUGGCGGGAGUUCGUGUCCUUCGUGAGGGCCAUGGCCGACGGCGGCACGAGGCCGGCGCUGCCGCGGUGCGACACGGGCCACUCGGACCUGUACGUCGGCUUCCUCGACGCCGCCAAGGAGAGGAAAGCGCCGGAGGCUGAGGGCGCCGCCACCGCCACCGCCGCGGCAUGGUAGGCGUGGUUCCCCAAACCCCAUGCCUGUGCGUGCGGAUCACACACAUGCACCGUGCUGUGGUAUGUGUGUUAGGGUACGCGCACCGGAGAAGGGGAACUGUAUAGAUUCAGGGGGCUUGCAGGUUGCAGAGUUUUAUAGGCUGUAAUCGAGCAGGUAGAUAAGCAGGCAGGCAAUGUCCAGAACCAGAAUAGGCUCAGGCUGUCUUGUGUUUCUUUGUUCAUUCGAAACUGUAUUAUAAGGAGCAGCUUGUCGUAAAUUCAGAUGAAACAACUUGCAAUGCCAAUACUACUAACUAGACU
Molecule: messenger RNA, 2161 nt
Organism: Panicum hallii
Lineage: Eukaryota; Viridiplantae; Streptophyta; Magnoliopsida; Poales; Poaceae
Product: beta-amylase 3, chloroplastic
Exons: 4
Coding region: 192-1862 (556 amino acids)
Biological process (GO): polysaccharide catabolic process
Molecular function (GO): beta-amylase activity
Source: RefSeq, a predicted model, not a curated record